Messenger RNA from Nicotiana tabacum (common tobacco), 870 nucleotides. The record is from RefSeq and is a predicted model, not a curated record. Lineage: Eukaryota; Viridiplantae; Streptophyta; Magnoliopsida; Solanales; Solanaceae.
AUGGGAAACAUAUCCCGUAGACAUGAGAUGCCCAUGAAUCCAAUUCAGCAAGUUGAGGUGUUCGAUGUAUGGGGAAUUAAUUUCAUGGGUCCCUUCGUCAGUUCUUACGGUAAUAAGUACAUACUUGUUGCAGUAGAUUAUGUAUCCAAAUGGGUGGAAGCUGCAACAUUCCCCACCAAUGAUUCGAGGGUGGUGGUUGGGUUCUUGAAGAAGAAUAUAUUCACCCAAUUCAGGAUUCCGAGACCAUCAUUAGUGACGGAGGCACGCACUUUUGCAACCGUGUCUUUGAGAAGUUACAAGCCAAAUAUGACGUGCACCAUAAGGUGGCAACCCCGUAUCACCCUCAAACAAGCGGACAUGACUGCAUUCAAAACACCUGUCGGUAUGUCACCGUACAAGUUGGUAUUUGGGAAGGCCUGUCACUUGCCUUUGGAGUUAGAACAUCGAGCUUGGUGGGCACUAAAGCAAUUGAACAUGAACCCUGAUGAGGCUGGAGAAAAUCAACUGACAAAGUUACAUGAGUUGGAGGAAUUCAGAUAUCACGCCUUUGAAAGCACGAGACUUUACAAGGAAAGAAUGAAGAUGUUGUAUGACAAACACAUCGUGGACAAAAAUUUCAAACCCGGAGACAAGGUAUUAUUGUACAAUUCGAGGUUGAGAUUUUUUCCUGGUAAGCUUAAGUCCCGAUGGUCUAGGCCAUUCAGGGUGACCGAAGUGUUCCUGUCAGGGGCUGUGGAGAUAACCAGUGAAGAUAGCACUAACACCUUCAAGGUUAAUAGACAACGACUCAAACUGUAUGUGGGGAUGGAUGAACCGAAAGAGCUAUCUGUCAUACUUCUCGUUGAACCACAAAGGUCGAGCGAGCCUUAA